Rotaria sordida is the source of this 285-nucleotide messenger RNA. The record is from the annotation of a GenBank genome assembly. NCBI's taxonomy places the organism in Eukaryota, Metazoa, Rotifera, Eurotatoria, Philodinida, Philodinidae.
AUGUCUAGUCAUCUAUAUAUAUUAGAGAAUUUAAAACAUUUAUCAACAAUAAAUGAUUCAACAUAUUUUAAAUCUCCAUUAAAACUUGAUGAAUCAGGUAAAUUACGUGAUUCUACAUUUUAUUAUAGAAAACGUUUUAAUAUUGAAUAUUGUUAUAGUUUAAUAAUGGGUUCAAAUGCUCCUAAUGGUUCAUUUUAUGUAACAAAUGCACUCGAUAUAAAACAUGAAACAAUUUGUGAAACAAAUUAUAAUGGGAUUUUACUUGAUGGUCGUCUAUCUAUUUAG